Messenger RNA from Ilex paraguariensis (yerba mate), 2506 nucleotides. The record is from the annotation of a GenBank genome assembly. NCBI's taxonomy places the organism in Eukaryota, Viridiplantae, Streptophyta, Magnoliopsida, Aquifoliales, Aquifoliaceae.
UUGGUUCUUGACCACCAUGGUGGGUUUUAUCUACAAGCCCACCUCUGCAGAAUUUGAAGAAGAGAAAGAACUCAAUACUCGACCUUCAGAGCUUGAGAAAGCAAACCACUCACUUGACCUCUUACUUGCAGAAGUCGAAGACUUCCAUCUCCCUUUGGAUUUUGUUGAUUCAUUUCUUGAUUUUGGCUCAAUAAAGAAUGGGAUGGAAGAAAACCCAGAGCCGUAUAGCGGUAUAAAUGGCUUAAAGGCAGAACCAGAGAGGGUUGGUUCAGAGAAGGUUGAAUCAGUGGUUGUUGACAGCGGUACUGAAUUGGUUCAACUUGGUUUUAGCGAGGAAAUUAAAGUGGAAGAUUCAAUUGUACAUGGGUCUGAAAAGUUGGGGAAUUUGGGCUGCUUGACUCCAGACCCGGACGAUUCUAGUUUACGGAUGGCUGGAAUUGGAUUUUUUGAGAGUGGGAUUGAAGUUGGUAAAGAUCAUGUUUGUAAGGAAAUAAAAGUUGAGAACCCAGUUGGAGGUGAGUUUGGAAUGUUGGGGAGUUUCGGUUGUUUGAUUGAGGAAGAGAUGGAGAGGGUUAGUUUAAAUGGGGUGUCAAAUAGUCCAGCUUCGGUUGUUGAUUCAUUUGGCGCAAAGACUGGUCAAAUAUCAAGUGUUCAUGGUAAGGGUGUUAUUGGGAAUGAUGUGAAGAGUGGUGAAGUAGUGAGUGUUGAUAGGGAUGUUGCCAGGAGUGGUGGUGUACGGAGCAUUGACGGGAGUGGUUUGAAGGGUAGGGAAAUAGAGAGUGAUGAAGAUGAGAGUGAUAGUGAAUCGGAUUCUGAGAGUGCGAGUUCGUCUUCAUCUUUGUCAUCAUCGACCACAUCUUCUAGCAGUGAAGAUGAUGAUGCCGAUGAAGAGGAGGAGGAGGAGGAAGGAGAAGAAGAAAAAGAAGAGGAAGGGAAGGGAGAGGUGAACAUGGAAGAGGGCGAGAUAAGGGAUUCUGAUGCACAUAAGAUGGAUGCUUGGAGUGAUGAUGGUGAUGAUGAAGAGGAUGGUAGUCGCAGCAGUGCUCUUCAAGGACCGAUUAAGUCCAAGAAUGAACUUGGGGAUCUCCCUGCAGUUCCUCCAGUGAAUAUCACCUUACAGCCAUAUCAUCAGACUCUUCCCGUUGGAGUUGUUCUGUCGAUCAUGGGUGCCCAAGUCAUUGUAGAGGGGAUGGAGAAGCACGACCCUCUUAAUGAGGGUUCUAUUCUUUGGAUUACAGAAAGCAGAUCCCCACUAGGGCUAGUAGAUGAAAUCUUUGGACCUGUCAAGAAUCCUUACUACAUGAUAAGAUACAAUUCAGACAGUGAGGUGCCUGCUGGGAUCCAACAAGGAACUUUGAUCUCAUUUGUUCCAGAAUUUGCAAAUCAUGUCCUCAAUGACCUCAAUCUUUACAAGAAGGGAUAUGAUGCAUCCGGUGAAAAUGAUGAAGAGGUGUUUGAUGAGGUUGAAUUUUCAGAUGAUGAGAAGGAGGCUGAAUACAAAAGGAUGCUAAAAAUGACAAAAAGAGGAACGAAUGACCAGAAAUCUGGAAACAGGACAAAGGAUAAGAAGAAGUUUAAAAACCGUGGUGGUAACUGGAAAAAUGAUCAAAUUUCAAUGACAGAGGCACCAGCAGGUGUGGGUCAGCCAUUGACUGAUCAGAACCAGCUUUUCAUCCCGCCUGUCUCUGCAUUACUGGGUCAGGACAAUUGUCUGCGCUCCUCUGAAUCAGUCCAAAGUUUUGCUGGUGGGUCUAGCUUCCUUCCAACAUUUCCACAGGUUUCACAGGCCCCUGGUUUGAAUGCACCUUCUAAUGGAGUGUGGGCAAAUACAAUCUCAUGUCAGCAGCCACGGAAUAUGAGAUUUCCUAGUAGCUUUUCAACAAAUGGUAUGGCGUGGCAACAACAGAAUCAUCCUCAUCAAUGCCAGAUGCUUUUGCCUAAUGUGGCACCAUUUCAGCAGGAUAAUAGUCAUAUGUUGCCUUCUAAUUUUGUUUUACCAGGUGGGCAAACAAAUUUUGUCAGGGCACCACCAUUCUCCCCUUGGCCAGCAAGCUUGGGUCAACAUGGCUUCAACCAACCACCAUCUGGCGUGGGUUUGACAGGUCGACAUGCUUUCCAACCCAUUAAUGUGGGAGCAAAAGUUCCAUAUAAUGGCUCACAAAUUCAACACAAUUAUGAUUUGCAGCCAUCAUCUUUUAUAUCCGGCAACAAUGAAACUUCUCAGGGAUUUAGUCAGGGUGUUAAUUCCUGUUGUGGCAGGAAACCAAACCGCAGGGGUUGUGGUCGUUUCGGCAGUGGGAGAGGCAGGUAGCACUCCUCAUAAAGCUCUUGUUAUGUUCGGCUUGCUAACUUAAAUUUUGGAUUUUACUCGCAGCAUAGCUGUGCAUAAACUUGUGAUAUCCUCUGAGCAGGGCCUUGCUAAAUUGGCUUCUUUAUGCUUGUACUUCUUAAAGGUGUACAGUCGGCAGUGUUGUGCAUAAAGCUUAUCGUGUCGUUAUGUAACAAA